Molecule: messenger RNA, 447 nt
Organism: Parnassius mnemosyne (clouded apollo)
Lineage: Eukaryota; Metazoa; Arthropoda; Insecta; Lepidoptera; Papilionidae
Source: the annotation of a GenBank genome assembly
AUGAAAGUUUACGACGAGACACUAAAUACUAAUCUCCGAGCGUAUGUUCACAUAACUAAUUUAGCAGCUCCACACCUAAUAAAAACAAAAGGCAGUAUUGUCAACAUAUCCAGCACGGCGGGCUCAUCAAUAAGUAUGUCAUCGCGUACGUUGCCCUACUUCAUAUCAAAAGCUGCUUUGGAUCAAUUUUCUCGCGGAGUUGCUCUAGAGUUAGCCCAAUACGGUGUCCGGGUGAACACUAUCAGUCCUGGACCUGUUAAAACGGAUAUACUUGAAAAUGCCAACGCUCCUAUCACAUUUGAUUCAUUCAAACAGUUGACUGCAUUUGACCGCGUAGCAGAACCCGAAGAAAUCGCCGAACUAAUUUUAUACUUAUCCAGCGAUAAAGCAAAGAGCAUUACUGGUUCAAAUUAUGUCUCAGAUAACGGAUAUCUCUUAAAGCAUUGA